This is a messenger RNA of Canis lupus familiaris (dog), 3531 nucleotides long. RefSeq names its product zinc finger protein 618 (gene ZNF618). The transcript is spliced from 18 exons. Lineage: Eukaryota; Metazoa; Chordata; Mammalia; Carnivora; Canidae. Bases 444 to 3362 code for a protein of 972 amino acids. The record is from RefSeq and is a predicted model, not a curated record.
GCUGACGGAGCCAGUACCCCCGGAAGGAAAAGCACGGCCAGCAGGUGGGAACAGGGAGGAACUUGGAUGAAAUCUCCUGCCCUUCUGCCAAGGAGGGACGAGAACAGCACGAGGCACUUUGUACACAUCAGGCCACUUAAACUCUCGCUGCUCGAGGUGCGGAUUGAAGACUAGCAGCGCCGGCCUUGGCUGCGUGCUUGUGGGAAAACCAGAAUCUCAGGCUAAACCCGGGACCUGCUGAAGCAAAUCUGCAUCUUACCGAGCUGCUCAGCACCUCAGCUCCUCAGCACCUCGGCAAGCUCAUCACCUUCAGAUGACUUGAUUUCCACCACCCGGAGCUGCCCUUGGAGUUGGAGCGCUUGAAGCGCAGCCAGAAGAGCACCAAGGUGGAGGGGCCAGAGCCCGCGCCCGCCGAGGCCUCGCUGAGUGCCGAGCAGGGAACGAUGACGGAGGUGAAGGUGAAGACGGAGCUACCCGACGACUACAUCCAGGAGGUGAUCUGGCAGGGGGAGGCCAAGGAGGAGAAGAAGGCCGUCGGCAAGGACGGGACAGGCGACGUGCCCGCCGAGAUCUGCGUGGUGAUUGGUGGUGUCCGCAACCAGCAGACCCUUGAUGGAAAAGCACCUGAAGGCAGCCCCCACGGUGGAUCUGUGCGAAGCCGCUAUUCAGGGACCUGGAUUUUUGACGAAGCGUUGAGAUAUGCAUCUGGAUCCUAUGAGUGUGGAAUCUGUGGCAAGAAGUACAAGUAUUACAACUGUUUCCAGACCCACGUACGGGCACACCGAGUAGGAUGGAGACCCAGGCAGAGAGAAGAGGCCUGCUUAACUUGGGAGAGCACACAGGGGCUGGCAGGAGGACGUGCACCAGGCUUCUGCCCCCCACACGGGCCCACUUCCUCCCAGGACACCGAAGCCACCUCAGGGGAGGGCGCCUCCCAAGGCAACAAUUUCAGGUACACGUGUGACAUCUGUGGGAAGAAGUACAAGUACUACAGCUGUUUCCAGGAACACCGAGACCUACACGCCGUGGAUGUGUUUAGUGUGGAAGGGGCCCCUGAGAAUCGGGCAGACCCCUUCGACCAAGGUGUUGUGGCCACUGACGAGGUGAAGGAGGAACCCCCGGAACCAUUCCAGAAAAUCGGGCCAAUGAACAAUAUUACAUCAGAAAUUUUUAAGAAGAAAGAAGUUAGGCAGUGCCAAAAGAGAGAAACUGGCAAUUACACCUGUGAGUUCUGCGGCAAGCAGUACAAGUACUACACACCCUACCAGGAGCACGUGGCCUUACACGCCCCCAUCAGUACCGCCCCCGGGUGGGAGCCACCGGACGAUCCAGACACAGGCUCUGAGUGUUCACAUCCGGAGGUCUCCCCGUCUCCACGCUUCGUGGCAGCGAAGACCCAGACGAACCAGUCGGGGAAAAAAGCUCCGGCCUCCGUGGUCCGAUGUGCCACCCUCUUACACCGCACCCCUCCAGCCACCCAAACCCAGACGUUCCGCACUCCAAACUCGGGAUCUCCGGCAAGCAAGGCAACCGCAGCAGAAAGCGCUUUCAGUCGGAGAGUAGAAGGCAAAGCACAAAACCACUUUGAAGAGACGAAUAGCAGUUCCCAAAACUCCAGCGAAACUGCAAGUCCCCUGAUUUCCAAUCCUUUCCCUCUCCUACAGAAACCCUACACCUGCGGCGCCUGUGGGAUCCAGUUCCAGUUCUACAACAACCUGCUGGAGCACAUGCAGUCCCAUGCAGCGGACAACGAGAACAACAUCGCCUCCAACCAGUCCCGAUCACCACCUGCUGUCGUAGAAGAGAAGUGGAAACCCCAGGCCCAGAGGAAUAGCGCCAACAACACCAUGAGCAGCGGUUUAACACCCAACAGCAUGAUCCCGGAGAAGGAGCGGCAAAAUAUCGCAGAGCGGCUGCUGAGGGUCAUGUGCGCCGACCUGGGUGCGCUGAGCGUGGUGAGUGGGAAGGAGUUCCUGAAACUGGCCCAGACGCUGGUGGACAGUGGCGCCCGCUACGGGGCCUUCUCGGUCACGGAGAUCCUGGGCAACUUCAACACACUGGCGCUAAAGCACCUGCCACGCAUGUACAACCAGGUGAAGGUGAAGGUGACGUGCGCCCUGGGCAGCAACGCCUGCCUGGGCAUUGGGGUCACCUGCCACUCGCAGAGCGUCGGCCCCGACUCGUGCUACAUCCUCACGGCCUACCAAGCCGAGGGCAACCACAUCAAGAGCUACGUGCUGGGCGUGAAGGGCGCGGACAUUCGCGACAGCGGCGACCUGGUGCACCACUGGGUGCAGAACGUGUUGUCAGAGUUCGUGAUGUCGGAAAUCAGGACGGUGUACGUGACGGACUGCCGGGUGAGCGCGUCUGCCUUCUCCAAGGCCGGCAUGUGCCUUCGCUGCUCAGCCUGUGCCUUGAACUCGGUGGUGCAGAGCGUGCUGAGCAAGCGGACGCUGCAGGCCCGCAGCAUGCACGAGGUCAUCGAGCUGCUCAACGUGUGCGAGGACCUGGCGGGCUCCACGGGCCUGGCAAAGGAGACCUUCGGGUCGCUGGAGGAGACCUCGCCGCCGCCCUGCUGGAACUCGGUCACAGACUCGUUGCUGCUGGUGCAUGAGCGCUACGAGCAGAUCUGCGAGUUCUAUAGCCGCGCCAAGAAGAUGAACCUCAUCCAGAGCCUCAACAAGCAUCUGCUCAGCAACCUGGCGGCCAUCCUGACGCCCGUAAAGCAGGCGGUCAUCGAGCUGAGCAACGAGAGCCAGCCCACCCUGCAGCUGGUGCUGCCCACCUACGUCAGGCUGGAGAAGCUGUUCACGGCCAAGGCCAACGAUGCGGGCACCGUCAGCAAGCUGUGCCACCUCUUCCUGGAGGCCCUCAAGGAGAACUUCAAGGUGCACCCGGCGCACAAGGUGGCCAUGAUCCUGGACCCGCAGCAAAAGCUGCGGCCCGUCCCGCCCUACCAGCACGAGGAGAUCAUCGGCAAGGUGUGUGAGCUCAUCAAUGAGGUGAAGGAGUCCUGGACCGAGGAGGCCGACUUCGAGCCCACGGCCAAGAAGCCCCGCUCCGCCACGGGCGAGAACCCCGCAGCUCAGGAAGACGAUCGGCUUGGGAAAAACGAAGUGUAUGAUUACCUGCAGGAGCCCCUCUUCCAGGCCACUCCUGAUCUCUUCCAGUACUGGUCGUGCGUUACCCAGAAGCACACGAAACUCGCCAAGCUGGCCUUCUGGCUGCUUGCGGUUCCGGCCGUGGGGGCCAGGAGCGGGUGUGUAAAUAUGUGUGAGCAAGCCCUUCUGAUCAAAAGGAGGCGACUGCUCAGUCCAGAAGAUAUGAACAAACUCAUGUUUCUGAAAUCCAACAUGCUUUAAGACUUCAGAACAAUAAGAAGAGAAAAGAAGAGAAAAAAGAAAGAAGAGAAACGUUAGAAGAAAAAAAAACCACAAACACACACACACAUAACACUGUCGCAAACAAAGAAAAGGAAUUUAAGUUCUAAACACUGUGGACCUCAUUAUAAACGCCCCCCUGGAAACUUAA